Nomascus leucogenys (northern white-cheeked gibbon) is the source of this 838-nucleotide messenger RNA. It is a transcript of the gene RBP7, whose product is annotated as retinol binding protein 7. Gene Ontology annotation, cellular component: cytosol; nucleus. The transcript is spliced from 5 exons. Lineage: Eukaryota; Metazoa; Chordata; Mammalia; Primates; Hylobatidae. The record is from RefSeq and is a predicted model, not a curated record. Gene Ontology annotation, molecular function: fatty acid binding. Gene Ontology annotation, biological process: fatty acid transport. The coding region runs from base 144 to 545 and encodes 133 amino acids.
GAAUCAUCACCAGCAAUCACUUCUCUCAGGACUGCUUGUUAAGAAAAAUAAACUCCUAUUUAUUGAGACCAUGAGAGUUACGUUGAGAGGGCCCGGCCCCAGCCUCCGGCCGCCCACCGGGGUUUGUCCCGCGACGCGCGACCAUGCCCGCCGACCUCAGCGGUACCUGGACCCUGCUCAGCAGCGACAACUUCGAGGGCUACAUGCUGGCCCUAGGUAUUGACUUUGCCACUCGUAAAAUAGCCAAGUUACUGAAGCCACAGAAAGUGAUUAAGCAGAAUGGGGAUUCUUUUAGCAUCCACACGAACAGCAGCCUAAGGAACUACUUUGUGAAAUUUGAAGUUGGAGAAGAAUUUGAUGAAGAUAACAGAGGCCUGGACAACAGAAAAUGCAAGAGCUUGGUUAUCUGGGACAAUGACAGGCUCACCUGUGUCCAGAAGGGAGAAAAGAAGAACAGAGGCUGGACCCAUUGGAUCGAAGGAGACAAACUCCACCUGCAUAUGGGAGUCUUCAGGAGACUUCCUGCCAGACCACAUCACAACUGACCUGACCCAGAAGUACAUCGGAGAAUUCAGCUGUCUUCUAUUAAGCCAGACAUUAAAGAGAUUUGCAAAAAUGUCAAACAAGGCCACUCUGCAUGUGAUAGGCUUAUUUUAAAAAAUGAAUUAAUAUGUCUCUCGGUUGCCGUUUCUAAUACAAUCUGUCUGCCUCGGCCUCCCAAAGUCCUUGGAUUAUAGGUAUGAGCCGCUGCACCUGGCCUAGCCUUUUCAUUUGGAGUCUCAGACAGUGAAAUUCAGUCAAUAUAUUUAUAAUGAAUACUUCUUUUUUUUGAGAUGGA